Messenger RNA from Trichechus manatus latirostris (Florida manatee), 1122 nucleotides. It is a transcript of the gene PYCR3, whose product is annotated as pyrroline-5-carboxylate reductase 3. Gene Ontology annotation, molecular function: pyrroline-5-carboxylate reductase activity. NCBI's taxonomy places the organism in Eukaryota, Metazoa, Chordata, Mammalia, Sirenia, Trichechidae. The transcript is spliced from 6 exons. The record is from RefSeq and is a predicted model, not a curated record. Gene Ontology annotation, biological process: L-proline biosynthetic process. Bases 1 to 828 code for a protein of 275 amino acids.
AUGGCGGCGGCAGAGGGUCUGGCCCCGUGGCGCGUUGGCUUCGUGGGCGCAGGUCGCAUGGCGGAGGCCAUCGCGCGAGGCCUCGUCCGAGCAGGAAAGGUGGAAGCUCAGAAUGUGCUGGCCAGCGCACCGAGCAACAGGAACCUCUGCCGCUUCCAGGCUCUGGGCUGCCAGACCACGCACAACAACCAGGAGGUGCUGCAGAGCUGCUCCCUCGUCUUCCUGGCCACCAAGCCCCACACCCUGCCAGCCGUCCUGGUGGAGGUGGCCCCUGUGGUCACUGGCGAGCACAUCUUGGUGUCUGUGGCUGCAGGGGUCCCUCUGAGUACCCUGGAGGAGCUGCUGCCCCCGAGUGCGCGGGUGCUGCGCAUCUCGCCCAACCUGCCCUGCGUGGUCCAGGAGGGGGCUCUGGUGCUGGCGCGGGGCCGCCGGGCUGGAAGCAGUGAGGCCGAGCUCCUGCAGACCCUGCUGGCAGCCUGCGGGCAGUGCGAGGAGGUGCCUGAGGCCUACAUGGACAUCCACACUGGCCUUGGUGGCAGUGGCGUGGCCUUUGUGUGCACCUUCUCUGAGGCCCUGGCUGAAGGUGCGAUCAAGAUGGGCAUGCCCAGUGACCUGGCCCACCGCAUUGCCGCCCAGACCCUGCUGGGCACAGCCAAGCUGCUGCUGCAGGAGGGCCGGCACCCCGCCCAGCUGCGGACGGAUGUGUGCACGCCGGGUGGCACCACCAUCCACGGGCUCCAUGCUCUGGAGCAAGGUGGGCUGCGGGCAGCUACCAUGAGCGCUGUGGAGGCCGCCACUAGCCGGGCCAAGGAGCUCAGCAGGAAGUAGGCCCAGGACGGGGUACAGGCCCCGCACAGCCCCGAGUGCUGGGAACUGCCUGGCCUGGGGCAUCAGAGGGCGUGCCAGCCCGCCACCGUCUCUCCCUGGCCCCCACCCCCAGAACAGCAUGGCAUCUCAAUGCUGUCCCCUCCCACCCACAAGGGUACAGGACUCAAGGGAUGGCAUGGCUCACUGAUGGGGACGCCAUGGUGAUGGCCCUCCCCUAAUGGGCCUGCCAUCUGGGCAGAAAAGCAGACACCUUUUAAGGAGUGACGGCAGGGUGCUCGUCAGGGUUGCGUGGUU